AUGUACAACAACAUGCAGGGCCAAGGCUGGGGCCGCCCAAUGCAGCCGCAGAUGACGGGCUAUCCAGGACAGCAGCAGCAACAGCAACCGCAGAUGCAGAUGCAGCAAGGUAGCGGCUUCCUCCAGCCCCAGCAGACCGGCUAUCCUGGCAUGUCGCAGUUCCAGCGCCCAAUGCAGACCGGCAUGCCCUACCAGCAGCAGCAACAGCAGCCGCAGCAAGGCCUCAUGCCUCAGCAGACCGGCAUGAUGGGCGGCAUGGGCAUGCAGCAGCAGAUCCGUCCUCAAGCUACCUCCAACUAUCUCUCUCCGGGUCCUACAGGCAUGGGUAUGAACAUGGGCAUGGGAUUGAGCGGCGGCGGUCUCCAGCCCCAGCAGACGGGCUUCAUGGGCGGUCUUCAGCCUCAACAGACUGGGUUCAUGGGAGGCGGUGGCCUGCAGAUGCAGCAGACCGGCCUCAUGCCACAGAUGACCGGCAUGCCCAUCCGCGAUCCACGUAUGCAGCUCAUGAGCGCGCAGUUCUUGCCCGCAUCCCAACCCUUCUCUGGCGCUCCUGUGGCCGGCAACAUGAACUUCAACCAGGCCAGCAUGCAACCUUCCAACUUCCAGUCGCAGAUUCAAAACCUCAGCCAGCAACAGCAAGGCUCCAAGGAGCCUCGCAUUCCGUGGGCUCUCACCAAGGAAGAGCGAAAGAGUUACGACUCCAUCUUCCGCGCUUGGGACGCCAAAGGUACUGGCUUCAUCAAUGGCGAGGUGGCUCGCGAGGUCUUUGGCCAGAGUGGUCUCGAGACCGAUAAGCUCAUGCAGAUCUGGCAUCUCUCAGACACUGGCAACCGCGGCAAGCUCAACGUCAACGAGUUCCACGUUGCCAUGGGUCUCAUCUAUCGUGCGCUCAACGGCAACGACAUUCCAGAGACGCUGCCCUCCGAACUCAUUCCUCCCUCGGCUAAGGAUCUGAACGACUCGGUCGAUUUCUUGAAAGAUCUUCUCAAGAAGGACACCACCGUGCGACACAGCACCGGUCUCAACAUUCCUGAAGCUGGUUCGAACAGCGGCGCCUCCUACGCAAAGUCUCGAUCCUUCCACGAGAACCCCGUCGCGCCCAAGAAGGAUGCCACCGCGUACAAGCACGACGACGCCGAUGUCACCGGCUACAAGAGCAGCAGUCGACACCUCGAUCGCAAGACCGUCCGCUACGAAGGUCAAAGUGCUACCGACGACCUCAGCGAGAUGAAGCGUCAGCUCGCCAACACGCAGAAGAUGCUCGACAAGCAGGGGGUCGAAGACGAUGAAGAUCGCGAGCUCGAGCGCGAGAUGGACGACCUCCGCUACCGCAUCCGACGUGUGCAGGACGACAUUGAGUACUACAACCGACGUGGCGGUCGUGAAUCUGGCGAUCUGCGUCGCAAGGCGGAGCGCGAACUCAUGCACCUCAUGCACGAGCGUCUGCCUCAGCUCGAGAAGCGCAUCGAAGCCAAGGACAGCCGUCAGCGCGAUCGCAAGCUCGGCGAGAGCCGCGAGAGGGACCGUCGCAACGAUCCCUACAACCGCUACGCUUCCGAGGACCGAGACCGCCCACGUGACGAUGAUCGCAGCUACAGUCGUUCGAGCUCCACCCUUGGCGAUGGCGAGUAUCUUCGCGGCACCUUUGACCGCGAUGGCGACAGGCGCAGGGACGACGGCGACAGAUACCGAAGCAGAGACGAAGACGGCUACCGCCGCGAUGACCGUGAUCGCGACAAUGGCCGAUCGACUCCUUCGUCCGCAUCGCAGGCACCGCCGCCGCCUCCGCCAGUCGAGCCUGCCAAGCCGGCUGCACCUUCGCCAGCCCCUUCGACUCCAGCUGCUGCCUCAGGCCCUCCGAAGAACAUGUCUGCUGAGGAGCGCGCUGCCUGGAUCCGUUCCGAGGCCCAGCGACGUGUGCAGGAGCGCAUGCGUAUGCUUGGUGCCGUCGCUCCUUCGGGUCCCACGCCCGUCGACAACAGCGUCGAGGAACGACUCAAAGCCGAGCAGGCCGAGGCUGCUGCCAAGAGUGCCCAGGCUGACCAGGAAGCUGCUGCUCGUGAAGACGCCAGGAAGGCUCGCUUGGAAGAGCACCGCCUCCAGAACGAAAAGGCCGGUCUCGCCACUGUCAAGCAAGAGAUCAAGCAAGCCGAGAAAAGCGACAACCCUCCUCCUGCUCCCAUCGUGCAAGCCGCCAAGGAGGAGAUCAACGACCAAGAGGACAUGCUCCGACGUCGUGAAGAGGUUCUUGCGAAGGAGAAGGCGGAACGCGAGGCCCGUCUCAAGAGGCUUGAAGAGCAGGAGGAAGAGGCUCGCAAGCAGGAGGAGGCUUUCAAGGAGCGUCAGUCGAUGUUCAACAGCGGCACCAAGUCGGCUCCGUCGGCUCUGCCUGCUCCCUCUCGCAAGUCGGGCAAGUCGGCUGCUCCGCCACCGCCUCCUCCGUCGCGAUCGCGUGCCGCUCCUGCGCCCGCACCACCUGCUACUCUCGCUCCACCAGAGGCGCCACCAGCACCUGCGAUGCCUAGCCCGACCCCCAGCACCGGCUCCAGCACCAACCCUUUCCAUCGCAUGCAGCAAGGUGCCGGCGGUGCUGCCGUCGCAAGCCCCUCGUCAGCCGCUCCUGCACCUCCAGCCCCUUCGACGCCAGGUGGAGGCACCAACCCCUUCUUCCGUCAGCAGGCCCAAGCAGACACAGGUCUUCCAGCAGCAACUCGUGCUACUCCUCCCGUCUCUGCUCAGCCUACUGGCGCAACUCCCUCGUCGGCUUCACGCGCCAUCUACACGGCGCCCAAGCACGAUGACGACGACUGGGAGGAGUCGGACAAGGAAGAGGACGACGAUGAGGCCGACGGACCCGGCUCCAGCACUCGUGCCACUCGUCAAAACCUUGCGCAGGCGCUUUUCAGCAACUUGAUUCCGAGCAGCGGUCGAUCAACACCUCCUGCUUCGGCACCCAGUGCGCCCGCUGCUCCCCCUGCGCCGCCUGCCGCUCCUGCAGCUCCAGCUGCGCCUCCUGCUCCCGCAGCUCCUGCGGCACCUGCCGCGCCUGCCGCUCCGACCGCUCCCGUGGUUGCGCCCGCUGCUGGACCAAUGGACCGCGGUGCGCUGCUCGGCCAGAUCCAGGGCGGCCUCAGAUUGAAGAAGGCGCAGACCAACGAUCGCUCCAAGGCGCUCGUCACUGGCAGCGUGAUUGGAGACCCGUCGCCGCCGGUGCAGACGUAUGUGCCGCCUCCCAGCCCGCCUGUCGCCCCUGUUCAGUCGUCCGCCGUUGCCGAGCGAUCGGUCAAUGGCGAUGCUGAUGGGUUCGCACCUCCACCUCCCGCGCCGCCUGCUCCUCCCAUGCCUGGCGCGUUCGACGCCGGUGCCAGCGACUUUGCCGCCAACGCGAAUCGCCAGAGCGUCGACUGGACCAACAGCCUCGCCAACGACCAGGCCAACACCAAGCCUGCGUUUGUCCCGGACGAGCCGUCGGUGCGCGAAGAAGCCGAGGACAGCCCAGACGAGGAUGAGGGACCCGAAGACCUCGAUGCCGCCCCCAAGGCCGCCGGUGGUCUCUUCGGUGCCACCAGCGAUGAGGUGGAAGGAUUCGACCUGACGCAGACCCUGCGCGUCCGGGCGCUGUACUCGUACGCCGGCCAGCGCGAUGAGGAUCUGAGCUUUGACGAGAAUGAUAUCCUCGAAGCCCACCCGGCCAAGGAUGUGGACAGCGCGUGGUGGUAUGGCGCACGCACAAGCGGUGGUGGCAAGGGCUUCUUCCCCCGAUCCUACGUCGACCCUAUCGACAAACCUGCGACCGCCAAAGCGCUGUACGACUACACGGGCACCUCGCCCGAAGAAGCCACCUUCGCGGAAGGUGACAUCCUCCGCGUCGUCGACCAGGAAGACGCCAACUGGUGGCGCGUCGACACGGGCGCCAACCGCAUCCUCGUCGCGCCCGCAACCUACCUCGAGCUUACUGCUGCGGGACAGGAUGAUGCAGGAAAGAGCGCUGACUGGGUGAUGGUCGAUGAAGCCCCGCGCAGCCUUGCUCCGCCGCCGAUCUCGAAUGCUACCGAGCCCACCUCUGGCACCGUCGGUCCGAACUCAAUCACCGACACGGACGCAGACGAAGAAGCAGCGCUAGCAGCCGCGCUCGCCGCGUCCAGCGCUGAUCAGCGGGAGCGAGAGGUCGACCGUAUCCGCGAGGACCGCAACAUGGCCAAAGCCAUUGAAGCGUCCAAGCUCUCCGCAGUCGAGUACGCUCUCGGCACCAUCGAACCGGACGACUCGGACGAAACCGAUUCGACCACCGGCUGGACGUCCUCCGACGAAGAUGAGGACGAGACAGAUGCCACUGCAGCCGAAGACGACGCUAUGCCGCACACGGACGAAGAGGUUCGACAGCACACCAUCGAGCGAUUGCGCGUGCUCGAGGCAGCAGGCGUGCUGGUGACCUCGCAGGACGAGGUGAAGCAGGAAGCGACGAAGAGAAGACCGCCGCCCCCACCGGGUCAGAAGCACAAGAACAUCGAUGAGCUGGUCAAGCUUUCGCGCUCGCGCUCGACCAAGAAGCCGGAGCAGCCGAGGAGACGACCGCCGAACCGACCGAGGAGGAAGCCAAGCCGGGAUCUGCCACCCCUGCCGCCGCCGGCGGAGGAGGGGGAGGACAAGAUGGAGGAUGCCUACGAUCGAUACCUCGCAUUGACGAAGGAGGUAUCGUUGCAGCCGAUUCCCGUUGCUACUGCGGUGGGGAGGGGUGUAGCAGUUCCACCUGCCUCGCCGACACUCCUCCCGCCUGGAUCGCCCGCGAGAAGCACUUCGGCGGCAGGAGAGGCCACGCGAACAUCCGGUUUCUUGUCCACCAUCAAAAACAUGUCCCAACGCAGCGCAUGGACUGGCGCGCCGACGGGCGAAAAGCGCAUCGUCAGCGGUCCCAUCUCCGUCUCCUCGCCCUCCUUCCCUUCCACUCCGGACGCCAGCGAAGCGUCCCGGGAAACCACCUCGUGGACGUCGCUCAUCGACCCACCCCUGCUCGCCACGUUGACCGACACAGAGCGCAAACGGCAGGAAUCCAUUUUUGAGCUGAUCACCACCGAAUCCGCCCACGUGCGGGACCUGCAGAUUGUCGUCGAGGUGUUUUUCAACUCCAUGCAGUCGAUUCUGCAGCCCAAAGCGGCCACGGUCAUCUUUGCCAACAUCGAAGACGUGCUCCUCACCUCGGUUGGGUUCUUGAGCGAUCUCGAGGCUCGGCAGAAGGAAGAUCGACUGUUCGUUACGCGGGUGGGGGAUGUGUUGGACCGGCACAUUGUCGGGAUGGGCAUCUACAUGCCUUACUGCGUCAACCAGCGUAGUGCCGCCGAGAUCCUCGAAGGUGAACGCAAGCGGGAUACGAGAGUGGAGAUCCACCUGCUGAACCUACGCAAGCAUCCUGCAGCGAGAGGGUUGGAUUUGAGCCACUUCCUGUUGGUCCCCAUGCAACGGUUGACCCGAUACCCCCUGCUGCUGGGCCAGAUCCUCCGCUACACCCCACACGACCAUGUGGACUACGCACAGCUCAAAACGGCAAAGGAAACCGCAGAGGGGAUACUCGCCAAAACGAACGAGGCAAUUCGUGACAAUCAGGAUUCCACAGCUCUGCAAAAGCUAAGCGAAAACCUCUGGCUCGGCGAAGAGGCGAGGUUGGACCUCACCAAACCGUACACCGACCCCAACGGCGCGAAGCACCACAGACGCAUCGUGCGCGACGAGUUGGUCACCAAGGCCAAGUCGGGCAGGAAAUUGAGAUUGGUGUUGACGAGCGAUUUGUUGUUGGUGCUGCACGCACAGGAUGCGAGUUUGUAUAGGAUGCCCAUACCGGUUAACGAAGUGAGGGCGGAAGAAGGGAAGGGCAAGAGGCACGCGGAUGAGUUCAAGCUGAUACACGAGAUGAAGGGGGGUGAGGGGGAUGUUAUUAAGGUCAAAGCGGCAGGACAGAGGAACGCGACGGCUUGGGUGCGGGUCAUUAAUGCGAGUCGGGGGGAGACGAUGGGUUGA
Messenger RNA from Kalmanozyma brasiliensis GHG001, 6012 nucleotides. RefSeq names its product Dbl homology (DH) domain protein. NCBI's taxonomy places the organism in Eukaryota, Fungi, Basidiomycota, Ustilaginomycetes, Ustilaginales. The coding region runs from base 1 to 6012 and encodes 2003 amino acids. The transcript is spliced from 3 exons. The record is from RefSeq and is a predicted model, not a curated record. Gene Ontology annotation, biological process: intracellular signal transduction; positive regulation of Rho protein signal transduction. Gene Ontology annotation, molecular function: actin binding; calcium ion binding; guanyl-nucleotide exchange factor activity.